This is a messenger RNA of Morus notabilis, 2049 nucleotides long. RefSeq names its product serine/threonine-protein kinase TOR-like. The record is from RefSeq and is a predicted model, not a curated record. Gene Ontology annotation, molecular function: protein serine/threonine kinase activity. Gene Ontology annotation, biological process: TOR signaling; negative regulation of macroautophagy. Bases 1 to 2049 code for a protein of 682 amino acids. NCBI's taxonomy places the organism in Eukaryota, Viridiplantae, Streptophyta, Magnoliopsida, Rosales, Moraceae. Gene Ontology annotation, cellular component: TORC1 complex; nucleus; TORC2 complex. The transcript has 14 exons.
AUGGACCUUAACCAGAAGGUGGGAGAUGCCACAGAUGGAGAUCCGGUAAAUACAACACGAUAUCAGAAGUUGGUAGGAAAACUAAUUUACCUAUCGCAUACCGGACCAGACAUUGCGUUCACAGUUAAUAUGGUAAGUCAAUUCAUGCACUCACCACGUGAAGAACACCUUCAGGCAGUAUAUCGAAUCUUGAGGUAUUUGAAAAGCAUUCCAGGGAAAGGACUCCUCUUCGAGAAACACGGGCAGAAAACAAUUGAAGCAUACACAGAUGCAGAUUGGGCGGGUUCCGUCACAGACAGAAGAUCUACAUAUGUAUAUUGCACUUAUGUUUGGGGAAACUUAGUCGCUUGGAGGAGCAAGGAACAAAGUGUAGUAUCUCAAAGUAGUGUAGAAGCUGAGUACCGGGCAAUGGCUCAUGCAGUAUUUGAAAUGUCGUGGUUAAAAAGAAUUCUUGAGGAAUUGAAGAAACCAAUAGAGAUGCCUAUGAAACUCUACUGUGACAACAAGGCUGCGAUCAGUAUGCCGUUUGUUCCAACAACACAACAAAUAGUUGAUAUUCUCUCACAAAGGGAUUAUUCAGACCAAGCUUUGAGUUUCUUAUCAGCAAGUUGGGAUCUUGAUGUUCGAGAGUUUGCAAUAUCUUUGGCUGGGAGGUUAUCAGAAAAAAAUCCUGCAUAUGUUCUUCCAGCACUUCGUCGCCAUCUUAUACAGUUGUUGACGUACUUGGACAAGAGUGCAGAUAGCAAAUGUAGAGAAGAAAGUGCCAAGUUACUGGGUUGUUUAAUACGAAACUGUGAACGACUAAUACGCCCAUAUAUUGCUCCAAUACACAAGGCACUCGUGGCAAGACUUGAGGGUAAUGGUGUCAAUACAAACAAUGCCAUCAUUACUGGAGUUCUUGUGACUGUUGGAGAUCUUGCUAGAGUGGGUGGUUUCGAAAUGAGACAAUACAUGCCCAAACUUAUGCCCUUAAUUGUUGAAGCUUUAUCGGAUGGAGCAGCUGUUGCCAAACGUGAAGUUGCUGUUACCACUCUUGGUCAAAUUGUGCAGAGCACUGGGUAUGUCAUAACUCCAUAUAAUGAUUUCCCCCUGUUACUUGGCUUACUGUUGAAGUUGCUAAAUGGAGAGUUGGCAUGGUCUACCAGACGCGAAGUGCUAAAGGUUCUCGGAAUUAUGGGUGCCUUGGAUCCUCAUCUACAUAAAAGAAAUCAACUUAGCCUGUCAGGAUCGCAUGGAGAUGUUACCCGUGCUGCCAGUGAUUCUGGUCAGCAUCUCCAGUCGAUGGAUGAACUGCCCAUGGACCUAUGGCCAUCUUUUGCAACAUCUGAAGAUUACUAUUCCACGGUUUCUAUCAAUUCCCUAAUGCGAAUACUUAGGGACCCUUCCCUUUCUAGUUACCACCUAAAGGUUGUUGGAUCUCUUAUGUUCAUAUUUAAGUCAAUGGGGCUCGGUUGCGUUCCAUACUUGCAAAAGGUUCUGCCCGAUCUCUUUCUCAUUGUUCGGACAUGUGACGAUGCCUUAAAGGAUUUUAUAACAUGGAAGCUUGGCACUCUAGUGUCUAUUGUUCGUCAGCACAUACGAAAAUAUCUGCCAGAGCUGCUGUCUUUAAUUUCAGUAUUAUGGUCAUCAUUCAGUUUUCCUGCCGCUAGCCGUCCUUCACUUGGCUAUCCGGUUCUGCAUUUAGUGGAACAGCUUUGCUUGGCUCUCAAUGAUGAGUUCAGAACAUAUCUUCCUAAUAUUCUUCCAUGCUGUAUACAAGUUCUAAGUGAUGCAGAACGCUAUAAUGAUUACACCUAUGUUCUCGACAUACUCCACACUCUUGAAGUCUUCGGUGGAACUUUGGAUGAACAUAUGCAUUUACUUCUUCCUGCGCUUAUUCGAUUGUUUAAAGUGGACGCUUCGGUAGAGAUAAGGCGUGCUGCUAUAAAAACUUUGACUAGAUUGAUUCCACGCGUGCAGGUUACUGGUCAUAUAUCUUCUCUUGUGCAUCACCUGAAGCUUGUCUUGGAUGGGUAUGACUCUCCUUUCUCUGAUUUGAACUAUACCUGA